GGUGACUAUAUAAAACACCAUCUGCUCACCACGCUCUUCCACUUUCUUACACCUCAACACCAUCCACCAGGACUUGCGCACCAGCUCACCCAACUUUUCACCUCACCUUGAACCCAACGAAAUCACUACCGACUCCAGUCUUAACAUCACAACCAUGGUCCGCGUAAAGAUUUCAACCAAACCGCCUCCGCACUGGAAGGUGCACUCGCCGGCCGCGAGGAAGCGUCAACAGACCAAGAAGGGUCAACAGUCCAAGGUCGACAACGACGUCCGAGAUGACGAGAGCUGGCUUCUUCUCCCCGAGCCUGCAGCAGACGCCAUGAAUCUAGAGGUUGACAAGCCGACAAAAGUUGUCAUUCCCACUUCUCUUCCUGCCUCACGCUUGCACGCAGCCAUGGAGAUGAUUCCAGUUGAGGACAUUGUUGGCCGAAUGUACCAUCUCGGCUGUCCCCCUAGCAACAAAGAGCUGGUGGCCGAUGCGACUGUCUUCGUUGAGGAAGCUGCCAAACUCGAGGCCACAGGGGAAAUCAAGGAGGCAGCGAUCACCAUCCUGGAAGACUUGGCGUUCACGAUCAAUGACCGUGGCACUGGAGCUUAUCCAGUGGGCCAACAAUACGAAUUCCUGAAGAAGCAGGUCACCUUCCUCGGCGCCAUUAUUCAGCUCAUUGAGCGCCCUCCAAAACCAGUUACCGUUGAGCCCGCUACCGCGAAGCCCGUCCCAAAGCGUGUGUCCCAAUUGCGACCCGACAUUCCAAAGACCGAUCGCGUCCUCCGGUCAAGAGCCGCGAAGUAG
Messenger RNA from Neurospora tetraspora, 793 nucleotides. RefSeq lists its product as uncharacterized. Lineage: Eukaryota; Fungi; Ascomycota; Sordariomycetes; Sordariales; Sordariaceae. The transcript has 4 exons. The record is from RefSeq and is a predicted model, not a curated record. Bases 155 to 793 code for a protein of 212 amino acids.